Messenger RNA from Orcinus orca (killer whale), 9398 nucleotides. RefSeq names its product zinc finger protein 782 (gene ZNF782). The coding region runs from base 6092 to 8425 and encodes 777 amino acids. The record is from RefSeq and is a predicted model, not a curated record. Gene Ontology annotation, cellular component: nucleus. The transcript has 5 exons. Gene Ontology annotation, biological process: regulation of DNA-templated transcription. Lineage: Eukaryota; Metazoa; Chordata; Mammalia; Artiodactyla; Delphinidae.
AACCACUGCACCACCAAGGAAGCCCAGAAAGGCAUUAUUUAAUGAUACAGGGAUCAAUACAAGAAGAAGUUACAAUAUUUGUAAACAUAUGUGCACCUAAUAUAGGAACACCUAAAUAUAUAAAGCAAAUAUUAACAGACAUAAAAGGGAGAAAUUUAUAAUAAUACGAUAAUAGAAGGGGAAUUUAACACCAACUUACAUCACUGAACAGAUCAUCCAGACAAAAAUUCAAUACAGAAACAGUGGCCUUAAAUGACAUAUUAGACCAGUUGGAAUUAAUAGAUAUCUACAGGACAUUCAAUCCCCAAUAAAAACAUAAUACACAAUAUUUUCAAAUGCAUGUGGAACAUUCUCCAGGAUAGAUCCCAUGAUAGGACACAAAACAAGUCUCAACAAAUUAAAGAAGAUAGAAAUUUUACCAAACAUCAUUUCUGACUACAACGGUAUGAAACUAGAAAUCAGUUACAGGAAGAAAAGUGGAAAAAACACAAACACAUGGAGAUUAGACAACAUGCUAUUAAAAAACCAAUGGGUCAACAAACAAAGAGCAAAUCAGAAAAUAUCUUGAGACAAAUGAAAAUUAAAUGCAACUUUCCAGAAGCAGUUCUAAGAGGGAAGUUUAUAGCAAUACAGGCCUACCUCAAGAAAUAAGAAAAAUAUCAAAUAAACAACCUAAGCUACCAUCUAAACGAAUUAGAAAAAGAAGAAAAAAGCCCAAAGUCAGGAGAAGGAAGGAAAUAAUAAUGAUCAUAGCAGAAAUAAAUAAAACAGAGACAAAAAAAUAACAACAACAACAGAAAAGAUCAAUGAAAUCAAGUGUUGCUUUUUGGUUUUUUAAAAAGCUAAAAAAAUAGAUAAGCCUUUAUCCAAUCUCAUUAAGAAAAUAAGAGAGAGGACCCAAAUAAACAAAAUAAGAAAUGAAACCAAUAUCACAAAAAUACAAAAAAAAAAUCCUAAGAAUACUACAAACAGUUAUAUGCCAAUAAAUUGGACAACCUGGAAGAAAUGGAUAAAUUCGUAGAAACAUACAAUCUUCCAAGACUGAAUCAGGAAGAAAUAGAUAAUCUGAUCGGACUGAUUACUAGUAUUGAAAUUAAAUCAGUAAUCGAAAAACUCCCCCAAAAAACAAAAUCCCAGGACAGAACAGCUUCACAGGGGACUUCUACCAAACAUAAAAAUAAGAGUGAAUACCUAUCCUUCUCAAACUAUUCCAAAAAGUUGAAGAGGGGGCUUCCCUGGUGGCGCAGUGGUUGAGAGUCCACCUGCCGAUGCAGGGGACACGGGUUCAUGCCCCAGUCCAGGAAGAUCCCACAUGCCGAGGAGCAGCUAGACCCAUGAGCUGUGGCCACUGAGCCUGUGCGUCCGGAGCCUGUGCUCCACAACAGGAGAGGCCACAACAGUGAGAGGCCCGCAUACCACAAAAAAAAAAAAAAGUUGAAGAGGAAGGAACAUUCCGAAACUCGUACUAUGAGGCCACAAUUACUCUGACACCAAAACCAGACAAAAAAGAAAAUUACAGGUCAAUAUCAUUGAUGAACAUAGAUGCAAAAUGAAAUAUUAGCAAACCAAAUUCGACAAUACAUUAAAAGGAUCAUACACCAUGAUCAAGAGGAAGUUAUUCCAGGGAUACAAAGAUGGUUCAAUAUGUGCAAAUCAACCAAUGUGAUACACUAUAUUAAAAAAAAAAAGGCUAUAAAUCACAUGAUCAUCUCAAUAGAUGGAGAAAAAGCAUUUGAUGAAAUUCAGCACUCAUUCAUGAUAAACUCUAAACAAAUUGGUAUAGAGGGAACAUAUCUCAACAUAAUAAAGGCCAUAUAUGACAAGCUCACAGCUAGCAUAAUACUCAGUGGUGAAAAACUGAAAACUUUUCUUCUAAAAUCAGGAAUAAGAAGGAAUGCCCACGCGACACUUCUAUUUAACAUAGUGUUGGAAGUCCUAGCCACAGCAAUCAGGCAAGAAAAGGUAAUAAAAGGUAUUCAAAUUAGAAGGGAAGAAAACUAUCACUAUUUGCAGAUGACAUGAUACUAUAUUUGGAAAGCCCUGAAGUUUCUACCAAAAAAACUACUAGAACUAAUAAAUAAAUUUAGAAAAGUUGCAGGAUACAAGAUCAAUGUACAGAAAUCUGUUGCUUUCUGUACACUAAUAAUGAACUAUCAGGAAGAGAAAGCAAAAAAGCAUUCCUAUUAACAAUUUCAUCAAAAUGAAUAAUAUAUCUUAGGCAUAAACUUAACCAGGGAGGUCAAAGACCUAACUCUGGAAACUAUAAGACAUUAAUGAAGGAAACUGAAUAGGAAGCAAAUAAAUGGAAAGAAAUCCAAUAUUUGUGGAUUAGAAGAAUUAAUAUUGUUAAAAUGUCCAUACUACCUAAAACAAUCUACAGAUAAAAUAUCCAUGAAAUUUUUCAUAGAAGUAGAACAAAUAAUCCUAAAAUAGCGCUCCCUGACUUCAGACUUUACUACCAAGCUACAGUAAUCAAAACAGUAUGGUACUGGCACAAAACAGACACAUAGAUCAAUGCAACAAAAUGGAGUGUUCAGAAAUAAACCCAUGCACUUAUGGUCAAUUAUUCUAUGACAAAGGAGGCAAAAAUAUACAAUGGGGAAAAGACAGUGUCUUCAAUAAGUGGUGCUGGGAGAACUGGACAGCUGCAUGUAAAUAUUGAAAUUAGAACAUUUUCUCACACCAUAUACAAAAAUAAACCCAAAAUUGAUUAAAGACCUAAACAUAGGACUGGAAAUCAUAACAUUCCUAGAAGAAAACAACAGCAGUACACUCUUUAAGAUAAGUCUUAGCAAUAUAUAUAUUUUUUUGAUCUGUCUCCUAAAGCAAAGGAAACAAAAGCAAAAAUGGGACCUAAUCAAACUUAAAGGCUUUUGAACAAAGAAACCAUCAACAAAACAAAAAGGCAACCUACUGAAUGAGAGAAGGUAUUUGCAAAUUAUAUUUCUAAUAAAGGAUUAAUAUAGAGUUCAUACAACUCAACAUAAAAAGAAAAGCCCUAUUUUAAAAUGGGCAGAAGACCUGAAUAGACAUUUUUCCAAAGAAGACACAGCUUGCCAACAGGCACAUGAAAAGAUGCUCAGCAUCACUAAUAAAUGCAAAUCAAUCACCAUAGUACCUCACACCUGUCCAAAUAACUAUCAUCAAAAAGAUAACAUAUAAUAAAUGUUGACAAGGAUAUGGAGAUAAGGGAACCCUCAUACACUGUUGAUGAGAAUGUAAAUUGGUACAGUAACUAUGGAAAACAGUAUGGCUGUUCCUCAAAAAAAUAAAAACAGAGCUACUAUAUGAUCCAACAAUUCUGCUCCUGGAUAUGUGUCUGAAAAAAAAUGAAAACACUAAUUUGAAAAGAUAUGUGCACCCCCAUGUUCAUAGCAGGGUUAUUUACAAUAGCCAAGAUAUGGGAGCAACCUAAGUGUCCACCAACAGAUAAAUGGAUAAAGAAGAUGUGGUAUAUAUACAAUGGAAUACUACUCAGCCAUAAAAAAUAAUGAGAUUUUGCCAUUUGCAACAACAUGAAUGGACCUGGAGGGUAUUAUGCUUAGUGAAAUAAGUCAUACAGAGAAAAACAAAUACUGUGUGUUUUCACUUAUACAUGGAAUCUAAAAAAGUAAAUGAAUGAAUAUAACAAAACAGAAACAGACUCACAGAUACAGAGAACUAACUAGUGGUUACUAAUGGGAGAGGUGUAGCAGAGGGGCAAUGUAGGAGAAGGGGAUUAAGACGUACAAACUACUAGGUAUAAAAUAAAUAAGAUACAAGGUUGUAAUGUAUAGCACAGGGAAUAUAGCCAAUAUUUUAUAACUUUAAAUGGAGUAUAAUCUAUAAAAAUAUCGAAUCACUAUGUUGUAUACCUGAAACUAAUAUAAUAUUUUAAAUCAACUAUACUUCAAUUUUUAAAAAAUGAUCUUGCUCAGUAGUACAAGCAGAAACUUGGUCGCAUAUAUUUGGGUGGAUCCUUAGGGUAUUAAACCAGGAGGGAUGAAUUAUGUUUAGAUAGGGGCAAAUUUAUCAAUAUGCGUAUACACACGAUGGACUCAGGAGCAGCCCAUGCUGCAUUUCAUACCAAUGAAAUAUGUAUUUCUCUAACGAGAUCCUGAUAAAUAUUUUUUAAAACUCUCUAAGUUUUUUUUGACGUGCAGCCAUCUUUUGUGGUAACCUGAAGACAUCUGUGGUGGUGGCUCUUCAAUAAUGAAGUCUGUGAAAUAGAAUAGAUGGGCACCCUACAAAGAUACUUCUUGACAUAUAUACCUAUAUGAAAUUCUGUGUCUCGUGGGCAGAACACACAAGUCAUCAUAACAGGGAUUCAGAUCCUCUUUCUCAGUCCUUGAUAUAUCCUACUUUAUAGACAGGAGGCUUCAAGUAAAGGAGAGACUGGGUCCUUUUGACAAAAUUUCUCGUAACUUAACACAAGUAUAUACACAAGUAUAUAACACAAGUAUAUACAAUUAAUCAUUCCCCAAAAGUCCCUAAGGGAGACCUGUGCCAUCUACCAGUUGAAUCUCCUUCAAACUGGAUCUACAAUGUAUGGUAGCAUCAUUGGAAGUUAUGGCUACUGCAAUUACAGUCUCACUUAGGAGUGGUUCUCAAAUGUGUAGUGAUAAGAAAUCUUCCCAGGGGCAAAUUUUAAGGAGGUAUAUUUAGUAGUUCACUUUGUGAAGAAGAGCUGUGUCCUGAGGUUAGAUUUAUACUGAUUCAUGUCCAAAGCUCAAUGAGUUGACGGGCAGAAGGGGGCUAGACAAGAAUAAGACUGGAAUAAGAUGUCUGGAGGAGACAGAUGUGGAUGAAGUUCUAGGAAUAGGUACUGAAUAGGGUUUACAAAUGCUUAAGAGAGGAUAGGACAUUAGAGGGAAGAAAACAAGUGAGGUUUGUGUAUUUAUAAUUUUGGCUGGCUGUGCAGAGCCAUGUAAUGGCCAUUACAAUGUUUCUCUUCCUAAGGCCACAGCUCUCAUAAGUGUAGCCUUUUCUGCCAGGCUCUGGUAGUAUUACUUACCCUCACUAUAAGCCUGAUGGUGAUAAUGGGUCCCUACCAUCAUCAGUUACAGGAUGCUUCACCAACCCUACCCAUGUUUUUGGAGCCCCCGUUUAUUAAACUCAAGUGUCCUUUUGUUUCUUGACAACUGACACGUGUUUUUUGAGGUGACCCUGACAACAACCCUGAUCAUAAACUCCAUGGGGAUGGAGAAUUUAAUAUCUUUUAUCUGAUGUUGUUAUCCCAGCAUCUAGAAUGAUGUCUAAUCGCACAGCAAGUUUUCAAUAAAUAUUUGUUCCAUGAACAUAUGUAGUGACCACUUUCUUUCCAUUAGUGAAAUUUAUGUUAAAGUCUAUUAUGAUUGAUUUAAUGUAAUAUUGAUUUAAUACAGUUUGACCAGCAUUUUUGUGCGUUAUUUAUAAUUCAUUAAAGAAUGACAAAGAAUUACGUAUGUCAGCAAAAAGCAAGCAAACUUGUUAUGUGCACAGUAAUCCAAGAUCAACGUAAUUUAAUUAACAAAAUUUGUUGAAACAAUAAUAGAAUUCAUCUGAAAACAAUGUUGAGUCAUAAAAACUAACAGCUUCCUUAUAUAUCAAUACAUCUAUACCUGCAGCACUGCCUUGACCUCCAGUAGAACCUCCACACUGGGCUCCAGGGGUGCCAGCACGGGGCUUAGGGGUUAAUGGGUCUGUUGGCUGUAUAGAAACAGUGUAGAGGUCCCAAGUUGAAAAAUUACAAAAUUAUAAUUUUACAGCUAUUUAAUUUCAAUCCUAAAUACCUCAGUCGUCCUGCCUUUUUUUUUUUUUUACAAAACCAAUUUUCUUACGUAACUCAAAAUUUUUUCACACUUUACCUACGUAAUGGUAAUUUUAACGUUUUCAAUAUCCAAUCCAUAUUCAAGUUUCCCUGACUGUCUCCAAAUGACUUAUAAAAAAACUGCUAGUUCAAUUGGGAGCCAAUAGAGGACCACCCUUUGUAUCUGGCAUUUAAGUUGAUAUUUAACCCGUUCUCUUCAGGAUCUUUGAGAGGCUGGGCAGGAUACUUGUAAGACAUCGCCCUUCAGCUUUCUAAAAUACGUAAACGCCUAAAGAGUGACCGCCGCAGUGGACGCGGAGGUCUAUGGGAAAUGUAGUCUUGAAUCCUUCUGUUUUACCGCGCGGCACUCUGGGAAGGGGAUUCUGGGCUGCUUCUGCGCGUGUGCGGCUGUAUCCCCGCCUCCUCUUUCGUCUUCUCUGGACUCCAGGGAAGAGGUUUGGGAAGCUCGGAGUCGGCUCGGAAAGUGAAGGGUGCGCACCUGGGCUGAGCCACAGUUCUCUACUCUCCCAAGAGCAGAAAAUGAACAUACCUCAGGCAUCAGUGUCAUUCAAGGACGUGACUGUGGAGUUCACCCAGGAGGAGUGGUGGCAGAUGGACUCUGCUCAGAGGACCCUGUACAGAGAUGUGAUGUUGGAGAACUACAGCCACCUCGUCUCAGUGGGGUACUGCUUUACAAAACCAGAACUGAUUUUCAUGUUGGAACAAGGAGAAGAUCCAUGGUUAUUAGAGAAAGAAUUUGUAAACAGAAGUUCCCCAGAAGAAUCCCAACCUGAUGAACUCUUACAGGAGAGCCUAGAAAACCAAGGCAAACAUUUGAGGCAAGUUUUAUUUGUCAACAAAUCAUUGACUACAGAGCAAGAAAUUUCAAGAAAACUCUGUACUCUGGACAUAAACAUUUUCCCUGCAGAAACAAUGCCUUGUAAAUUUGACACUACAGGGUCUACUUACUUGCUUCUUAGCUCAUUGACCCCACACUGUCAGUAUUCAAGAAAGAAGGCUUAUGAGCUUAAUGUAUGUGAGAAUUGGCUCCUCAGUAUUAAGGAUCGCAGAACUAAUACUGGAGAGAAAUCUUUUGUUUAUAGUAAAAGUGUGAAAGCCUUUGGACAUAAAGACAAAGUUAUUCAGCAUCAGACAAUUCAGACUUUACAGCAAACUUUUGAAUAUAAUGAAUGUGGAAAGGAUUUUCUUGAAAAGACUGCCCUUGUUACAUCUAAGUAUACCCACCCAAAAGUGAAAUCUUAUAAAUUCAGUAAAUUUGGGGAAAACCAAUAUGAUAAAUCAACCUUGAUAAUCUCUCAGAGCAAUCAUCCAGAGGAGAAGAGUCACUAUGAGUUUAAUAAAUAUGAAUAUACUAUUGAUAAAAACAGAAAUAAUUUCAGUAGGAUCACUCAAAGAACUGACGCAGAAGGGAAAUCUUUCAGCCAAAAAUUACACAUUAGAGAACAGCAAAAAAUUCAUAUAGGGGUGAAACCCUUUGAAUAUGGAAAGAAUUUCAGCCAUAAUUCAACCCUCCAAGUGCAUCAGAGAAUUCACACAAUAGACCAGUCCUCUGACUAUGGCACAUGUACAGAAUCAUUGGCUUACCAGUCAACUUUCAAUGUACAUAAGAGAACUCAAAUAACAGUGAAACCCUAUGAGUGUAAUGAAUGUGGAAAAUCCUGCACUAUGACUUCAUGCCUGAUUCAGCCUCAGAAAAGUCACACAGAGGAGAAACCCUAUGAAUGUCAUGAAUGUGGGAAAGCUUUCAGUGAGAAGUCACGCCUAAGAAAACACCAGAGAACUCACACAGGAGAGAAACCCUAUAAAUGUGAUGGAUGUGAGAAAGCUUUCAGUGCAAAGUCAGGCCUAAGAAUACAUCAGAGAAUUCACACAGGAGAGAAACCUUUUGAAUGUAAUGAAUGUGGGAAAUCUUUCAACUAUAAAUCAAUCCUCAUAGUACAUCAGAGAACUCACACGGGAGAGAAACCCUUUGAAUGUAAUGAAUGUGGAAAAUCUUUCAGCCAUAUGUCAGGCCUAAGGAAUCAUCGGAGAACUCACACAGGAGAAAGACCAUAUAAAUGUGAUGAAUGUGGGAAAGCUUUCAAACUGAAGUCAGGUCUAAGAAAACAUCAUAGAACUCAUACAGGGGAGAAGCCCUAUAAAUGUAAUCAAUGUGGGAAAGCAUUCGGUCAGAAAUCACAACUCAGAGGACAUCAUAGAAUUCACACAGGGGAGAAACCCUAUACAUGUAAUCACUGUGGGGAAGCUUUUAGCCAGAAAUCAAACCUCAGAGUACAUCACAGAACUCACACUGGGGAGAAACCCUAUAAAUGUGAUGAGUGUGGAAAAACUUUCAGGCAGAAAUCAAAUCUCAGAGGACAUCAGAGAACUCAUACAGGGGAGAAACCCUAUGAAUGUAGUGAAUGUGCCAAAGCUUUCAGUGAGAAGUCAGUCCUAAGAAAACAUCAGAGAACUCACACAGGAGAGAAACCCUAUAAUUGUAAUCACUGUGGAGAAGCUUUCAGCCAGAAAUCAAACCUCAGAGUACAUCAGAGAACUCACACUGGGGAGAAACCCUAUAAAUGUGAUAAAUGUGGGAAAACUUUCAGCCAGAAAUCAAGCCUUAGAGAACAUCAGAAAGCCCACACAGAGAACUAAACAUAUAAAUGUAAUGAAUAUGGAAAAGCUCUGAGCUGGAAAUCAAGUCUCGCAAUACAAAAUAAAACAUGUAGGAGAGAACCCCUAUGAAUAUAAUGAACACUUGGAAGUUCCUCUGCAAGAUAACAGCUUUCACUAAACAUCAGAGAACUUACACAAGAGAGAAAUUCUUGGAAUAUAUUUUACACAGGCAGUCUCAUCUUGAGUGCAGUCCUCAUUGUAGAUCAGAGAAUUCAAUUCAGCAAAGAAACUCUAUAAAGAUAAUGGAUACAAGAAAUACUCUGUGCAUUCAAUCCUUGGAAAACUCACACUGCAGGAGAACCCUGGGAAUGUAAUGAAAAUUUCAAAACUUUGUCCCAGCAAUCAAAAUUCAUUCAUCAUCAGAGAAAUCAAAAUUCAUUCAUCAUCAGAGAAAUCAAACAGUGAGAAAAUUGAGAAUGUAAUAAAUGUGAGAUAACCUUUAGCCAAAAGCCAGCUUUCUCAGUAAAGCAGAAAAUACAUAGAGACCUCACAGUAUAUGAGAACAGACAAGAAAUCAGGGUAAUGGAUGUGGGGAAUCCUACUGUAAGUCACCCCUCAGUUUGACUAACACAGGGUAAUAACUAUAUGACAUAUAAUGACUAUUAAUUGUUCACCAAUGACCAUUUCCUUUUUUCUCAUGCCACACCUAGUCUAAAUUUCUCAACUACUCUGUCAUCCAAAUGAGAUCAUAUUUUUAACCUCUGGAUAGUGAAAUGUAGAAGUCAAUGACAGGUCUUACUAAAUACACCUCUCAAAUUCUUAAUGUUUUCUUCUGUCCCUUGUCAGAAUGGAGUGGAGAUUAUCACCAGCAAAACCAAAGGGGCUCAUGCACGGAAGAUGAAAGAGUACAAAGUAGAAAGAAACAGGGCCAAAGAGUGACUGUUGAAUGAAAUUUUCUUCUGCAUGUACACAGACAUUUUGCUGUGAUGAAAUAAACUUGUUCUCUGCUGGG